Vigna angularis (adzuki bean) is the source of this 2977-nucleotide messenger RNA. Its product is annotated as kinesin-like protein KIN-6. The transcript has 23 exons. Gene Ontology annotation, biological process: microtubule-based movement. The record is from RefSeq and is a predicted model, not a curated record. Lineage: Eukaryota; Viridiplantae; Streptophyta; Magnoliopsida; Fabales; Fabaceae. Gene Ontology annotation, cellular component: kinesin complex; microtubule. The coding region runs from base 20 to 2749 and encodes 909 amino acids. Gene Ontology annotation, molecular function: ATP hydrolysis activity; microtubule motor activity; microtubule binding.
AGUUCAACGGACCAAUACCAUGGAUUCAAACACUUCGCCACCGUGCCCCGGCAUCAUCACCGUUCGUCGGAAUCCUCCCCGGAGAGCUCGCGCCACUCCCCAAAUGACGCCGAAAAGCUUCGACUUACCUGAAAUAUCGGUAUUUCCAAACGACGACGUUUUGCCGCCACAAAAGCCCUCAACGUCACCGGAGAACGAAAAUCUAAAGGUUUUCCUCCGAAUUCGACCCCUUUCCUCUUCGCCCAUUCAGGCACCGCGCGUGAGAGGUAAGAGUGCGUGGCCUCAGAACCCCGCGAAAAAGAACGUGCCCGCGGCGGGGGCUAAAAUUUCGAAGAGCAAGAACUCUAGCACGUGUGUAACGGUCAACGACUCGCAGUCAGUGACGUUAUCAACUCCCGUUAGCUGGCAUGAAUCGAAGCGAAUCAAAUCGGAGACUUACGGAGGCUUCUCGCACGUUUUCUCUUCGGGUUCAUCUCAGUUUCAAGUGUACGAGAGAAUGAUGAAACCUUUGGUGGAGGAGUUUCUUGGGGGUAAAAGUGGAAUGCUUGCUGCAUUGGGACCUAGUGGGUCUGGGAAGACUCACACCGUGUUUGGAACCCCUAGGGAUCCUGGAAUGGUACCUCUUGCCCUACGCCAUAUUUUUGAGGACGCUGAGCCACAUGUCAAACAACCAUCUAGAACCUUUUACAUGUCAAUAUUUGAGAUAUGUUCUGAACGAGGUAAAGCAGAGAAACUGUUCGAUUUGUUAUCAGAUGGAGGUGAAAUAAGCAUGCAGCAAUCUUCUGUGAAGGGAUUGAAAGAGGUUCCCAUCUCUAAUAAGGAACAGGCAGAAUCCUUGAUUGCACAAGCAACGCUUAAACGUGCUACUGCAAUGACAAACACUAACAGUCAGUCGAGCCGAUCACAGUGCAUUAUUAACAUUUGUGAUGCUCCCCCAAAAUGUAAAGGGGUGGUCAAUCCUAAGUCAAACAGUGCUGUUUUGACUAUCAUUGACCUUGCUGGGGCUGAAAGAGAAAAAAGAACAGGGAAUCAGGGAGCAAGAUUGCAUGAAAGCAAUUUUAUCAACAACACAUUAAUGGUGUUUGGGUUAUGCUUAAGAUCAUUAUUGGAGCACCAAAAAAAUCGCAAGAAACCAUUGCAGAAGCACUUCCAGAGCUCCAUGUUAACCAGGUACCUGCGAGAUUAUUUGGAGGGCAAGAAGCGCAUGUCCUUGAUUUUAACCGCAAAACCUGGAGAAGAAGAUUAUCUUGAUACUUCUUAUCUACUGAGACAAGCUUCUCCUUACAUGCAGAUCAAGUACAAUGAAGUUGAACCAUCAAAUAUAGUUCCAAAAAAAAGGCAUUACCAAGGUUCAUCAAUAAUGGAUGAUUCAAAACUAUCACCUUUAUCAGAAAAUUUGAAGAGAAUGAGACUUGUUAGUGAACAUACCAAGCAGAAUGAUAAAAACAGUGCCGAAGAAAGGGAGAACAUUACAGAAGACUCUUCAGCACUCGGCAAAUUAGAUGUUAAUAGUUCUGUCUCUUUAAAGUCGGAGUUUGAUAGGCAAGUCCCGAGUGAGAGGAGCCACAUUAUAAUGCAGAAUUUUGCAAAAGUUAUAUGGAAUGUUCUGAAGCAAUAUAAUUCCAAGCUGAAGGUUGCAGAAAUGGAAAUAGAAAGUCUUAAAGAAAGCAUUGUGAAUGAAAAGACAAAAUACUGGAAGAUAGAAACACAGUUGAACGAGUUUAAGGCAAAUUGUACUUGCUGCAAAGUAGGAAAUAUAAAAAAUGAUCCUGAAUAUUGUUCGUCAGUCAGUCUGGUUCAACCACAUAUUGCAGAGCAACAGGAAACAUUUCAUUCAGAGUCCUCAUUUUUGGCUAGAGUUGACCAGUCUGAUGAAGAUGGGCUGGUGCUCAGUACUUCGUGUACGCAGUUAUGUUCUGAAAACUCAGAUAGGGAGGCUUUUUCCUUGACAAAGCCUGAGCAUCAUAGUGCUUCGGAGGUUGAUGAUGGGAGCAAGAUACUUAGUGAAUCAUCUGAUGCACAGUCAUCGUCUGAUGCUAGACUUGACCACUCCGAUGAACGGCCUACACUUGGCACUUCCUGUACACAGCCAGAUGCCAACAUGUCAGAUAGGAAACUUUCAACCUCCUUGUUAAAUGCUGAGGACCAUAAUACUUUGGAGGUUGAGGCUGUGCGCAAGAGAUCAAGUGAAUCAUUUGAUGCGCAGUCAUUGUCUGAGGUUAGACUUGACCUGUCAGAUGAAGAGCUUACACUUGGUACUUCCUGUAGCCAGUUAGAUUGUGAAAAGUCGGAUAGGGAAAUUUCAAUCUCCUUGUCAAAAGCAGAGGAUCAUAAUGCUUCAGAGAUUGAGGCUGUGCGCAAGAUACCAAGUGAAUUGUUCGUUUCGUCAUCAUCGACAGAAGAUGACAAGUUGGAUCCUUUGUCACCACCCAAAGAUGCUUCAUCUACUAAAAUAGACAACCUUGUGGAUCCACGUGAUAAGAUUGGUGUCGAUAUCUCUCGCAAACCUCCUAAGCCAAAAAGGACACUUAUGCCUUCCUCUUCCAUGCUAUCAAGGGACUUGAGUACCUUUGAUCUCUGUGACGAAUCUGAGAAAUCAAAGGGGAAUCGGGGCACGAGGAAGUUAUCUGCACAUGAACCUCAAAGAUCAAAUGGAAGCAUCUCUCUGCUACACUUGUUGCAAUGUGUCGACUUGCCUCUCUGGAAUGUAUCUUCUGCCUUGCAGUUGCAGUUAGCCAAUUACCGCUGACAAAGUUAGUUUUUCGCUGGUAAUCUUGUUUUUCUUUGACAGUGAUGAUAACGAGGAACAAACCAAAAUCCUCGUGUAUCCAUCACAACCUUCACUUUUAAGUUACACUGCACAGGGUAAACUGUAUAUACGAAGUAUCGUUGGUUUGCCAUUCAAGAAAUGUUUAUUUACUUUUCAGCAGUUGUCUGAGAACGAAGAUAUGAGGAAUACCAACUUUUAUUUUACCUA